CGCGACGGAGGGGGCAGUACGCUGUUUGGUCCUCACUAGGAAUUCCUUGGAAUUUAAAUUAUUUGACCACUUUAGCGACUAGACUAGUGAGUGAUCGGUGGUUAGUUUAGCGAGUUAGUGCGACCUAACCCUCUUCCCCGUCCUGGAGCUGCUGUUAAGGAGGCUCAGCGAUGAACAAGCUACGGCAGAGCUUCCGGAGGAAGAAAGACAUAUACGUGCCGGAGUCCAGCCGGCCGCACCAGUGGCAGACCGACGAGGAGGCCGUGCGCAGCGGCAAGUGCAGCUUCGCCGUUAAGUACCUGGGCCACGUGGAGGUGGAGGAGUCCCGGGGGAUGCACAUCUGCGAGGAUGCGGUGAAGAGGCUGAAGACGGACAGGAAAUUCUUCAAGGGCUUCUUUACAAAAGCAGGGAAGAAAGCAGUGAAGGCCGUGCUGUGGGUGUCAGCAGAUGGCCUCAGAGUCGUGGAUGACAAAACAAAGGAUCUGAUUCUGGACCAGACCAUAGAGAAGGUGUCAUUCUGCGCUCCGGACAGGAACUUUGAGCGGGCCUUCUCCUACAUCUGCAGAGACGGGACCACGCGGCGCUGGAUCUGCCACUGCUUUAUGGCCAUCAAAGACUCGGGAGAGCGCUUGAGUCAUGCCGUCGGCUGUGCGUUUGCGGCCUGCCUGGAGAGGAAGCAGAAGCGGGAGAAGGAGUGCGGGGUGACGGCCACCUUCGACGCCAACAGAACCACCUUCACCCGCGAGGGGUCCUUCCGCGUCACCACGGCGACGGAGCAGGCCGAGCGGGAGGAGGUCAUGCGGCAGAUCCAGGAGGCCAAGAAAGCUGAGACCGAGGCCAAGACUGCCGGUCCCGUGAGCGCGGCUCCCGAUACGGCAAACCCCACCUCAGCCCCAUCCCCCUCCUCCUCCCCACCCCUGCCCCCUUCCAUGGGGGCCCCUGAGAGCAACCCCCACGCCAUCCCGCGCCGGCACGCCCCCGUGGAGGCGCUGGCCCGGCAGGGCUCCUUCCGCGGCUUCCCGGUCCUCAGCCAGAAGACAUCUCCUUUCAAGCGGCAGCUGUCCCUGCGUAUGAACGAGCUGCCCUCCACCAUGCAGCGCAAGUCCGACUUCCCCAUCAAAAACUCGGUCCCAGAGAUGGAGGGGGAGGGGGACAGCAUCAGCUCUCUCUGCACUCAGAUCACCACUGCGUUCAGCGUUCCCGCUGAAGACCCCUUCUCCUCUGCACCCAUGCCGAAGCCGGCCUCCUCUCCGCAGUCGCCCGCUGCUCCAGUGAACGGCUCGUCUCCCGGCUUCCCUCCUCCUGCUGCUAACCUGUCUGCAGCGGCUCCUCCAGCCCUGCCUCCCCCUUUGCCUGCCCGUGACACUAACCCCUGGGCCAAGACCCCCACAGGCCCCUCUGGCCACGGCCCUGCUCACCCAGGAGCAGACUGGACAAGCUCCGCCCCUGCAGUGGUUGCCCCUCCUGCUCCAGUCACAGCUGCCCCAACUGCCCCGCCCUCUCACAAGCGCACCCCCUCGGAGGCAGACCGAUGGCUGGAAGAGGUGUCGAAGUCCGUGCGGGCGCAGCAGCCUACCCCCACCAUGGGGGCCCCCGCGCCCCCCGCCCAGUCCUUCCCCAACCCCAUGCCCGUCCCUGUGGCCUCGGUGCCCCCCGUGGCCUUCAUACCCCCACUGCCUCCAGCUGUCCCGCUGCUGCCCCCCCGCCAGCCUGCCUAUCAGCCCCCGGCCCCAGCCUCCUUCCCCAUGUCCAACGGCCUCCCGUACGCCCAGCCCAGCGUUCCGGUGGUGGGCAUUACCCCCUCCCAGAUGGUGGCCAACGUCUUCGGCUCUGCCACGCAGCCGCAGCCGGCGCCCCAGUCCUUCCCCAAUCCGCAGGUCCCGUUCCCUCAAUACGACCCCCGCUCCGCCUGCAGCCCCUUCGGAAAGCCGCCCCAGCCCCCCGUCGCUGCCACCGCCCCCCUCGCCCCCCACCCCGUGCAGCAGCCGCCCAACGGCAGCGCCGCUUUCAACGGGGCGGACAGCUGGGCGCCGCCCUCCUUGCCCCCGCCAUCCUCCCCCGCCCCUCCGCUGCCGCCCCAGACCCAGGCCGACGCCUUCGAGGCCCAGUGGGCGGCCCUGGAGAGCAAGUCCCGCCAGCGCACCACGCCCUCCCCCACAAACCCCUUCUCCAGCGAGCUGCACAAGACGUUCGAAAUCCAGCUGUAAACUCGGGAGAGCAGCGGGAAGUGAGGAGAGGGGACACAGAGGCCUGGGGGGAGCCCUCCCCGUCCUCUCUCAAUCCUCCGCCCCACUCUUGCUCUCUUUGCCUGGCCGUGUGGAACAGAAUGCGUCGGAUGAAAGCAGGACACUGAGAUCUCCUGGUGUACAGCAUCGCCGCCGGUGGUGACAGAAUGGGAAUGACGAGCCGCCGCUCUAAAGCCGUUAAUUUGCGUUGUUUAUCUUGAUUUAUUAUUUUUUUUGUUGUGAUAGCAUCAUGGUGAGAUUCCCUGGAGCUGCCUCCGAGUCCCGUCAGGUUCACCCCCUGUGGAACUGUGGCGCUGGCUAAACCCCCUCCCGCCCCCGAGAGGCGCACACAGCAGGUCUGGGGGAGGAGGGGGGCAGGGGGACGGGGGUGCCGGUGUCUCUCUUCCCCCUCCUCCCAGUCCUGCUCCCUGCUCAGAGCGCCGCCGUGUGGUGGAGGUGUGAACUCCUGCCCCCACCCGUCAGAAGGACUUGAGCACUGAAGAGAGCUGAGCUUCCAAAUUAGAUUUUCAUGAACCUCAGAUUGAGAAGAAGAAUGAGUGAGAAUGCCAAAAUCUUUAUUUUUAUGCAUUAUGAGUAUAUUUUAAAUAGCUGUGGAAUUUAAUUGAAGAGUUGUAAAUAAUCUUGCCAAAGGUGCAGGCUAGCUAUUAUGAAAAUGAGUGUAUGUAUGUAUACACGCACACACACACAUGCGUGUGUGUAUAUGUAUAUGCAUGUGUGCACACUGUACGUGCACGCACAGAUUGAUUUCUAAUAGAUUUCUAUUGUAUGUAAAAGUGGGACAGAGCGAAGGGACAGUUGUUUUACUUUGCUUUUUAACUUCUGUGUUUGUUUUUUUUUUUUUUUUUUGCAUCCUGUGAUUGGAUGUAGAUUUUAUUGUAAAUAAGUUCUUAUUGCAGCAACAAUCAAGUGAACGCAGCAAUGGGAGCCCCUGGCAUCUCGCAGGAGUGUGGCGCGGUGCCCUGGCAGCUUCUCGAACCCAGUGCUCUCCUCCUCACUCUUAUUUUUAGUACUUACGGACACAUUAGUACUAAAACUUCUCUCUCUGUCUACUACAAAAGCCCAUCUUUAUACCUUUUUGUGUUUACUUUGUGUUUGAGUUUUGUACGGAUUUUAACACUAUCAGCAGUUUCAUCUCCAGAUCUUUCUUUUCAUGUGUUGUUUUUUUUUUCUCUCUCUCUUAUGAAAAGAUUGCUUUUACAGUUAGAUUUGCACAAGCACUAUGAUAAUCAAUGGGUCAGCUGCACCAGUGACGUGAUAAUGGAUCGAUUGGCCAUGGUGAUGGUCUGUUGCUGUUGCAGAACUGGGAGUCGUUCUGACCCCCUGUGGGGUUUUCUGUGGUUCUGACUGCGUUUGGGCCGUUUGGACCGGUGCAGUGGAGAAGGAGGGAAGGUGCAUUUGGAGUCUGUCUGUUAUCUUCCCCCCUCUUUUGCAUUAAUGAAACCUGUGAAUCUAAUUGUUUCACCCCCCCCCCCC
Messenger RNA from Megalops cyprinoides (Indo-Pacific tarpon), 3719 nucleotides. RefSeq names its product NUMB endocytic adaptor protein (gene numb). Bases 171 to 2207 code for a protein of 678 amino acids. The record is from RefSeq and is a predicted model, not a curated record. The transcript is spliced from 11 exons. Gene Ontology annotation, molecular function: cadherin binding. NCBI's taxonomy places the organism in Eukaryota, Metazoa, Chordata, Actinopteri, Elopiformes, Megalopidae.